AUGGCGUCACCCUUCCGAUAUACACAUGCGAUUACUGCCAGAAUUCCGCUUUCAUUGAGAACACGGGGAGAAAUUGAUUUAGAAGAGGCUAAACUGCAGCAUGAAAGCUAUGUCAAAACGCUGCGUGAUCUGGGAUUGGACGUUAUUGAACUACCCCCGGAUGAAAAUUUACCUGAAUGUCCAUUUGUUGAAGACUGUGCUGUAGUUUGUAAUGGAAUAGCAUUAAUUUGUCGUCCUGGCGAUCCCCAUCGGGUACCGGAGGUCGAAGCCGUUCGGGCUGUAUUAAAAAAAGAAUUGGAUCUUCCAUUGGCUGAAAUUGCCGAUCCGAACGCUAGACUUGAUGGAGGCGAUGUGCUUUUUACGGGACGUGAAUUUUUCGUUGGACUCAGUAAAUGGACUAAUGAGGCCGGAGCACGGGCUGUCGCUGCGGCAUUUCCAGAAUAUCCAUGUGUUCCGAUUAAGGUUACUGAACAUCAUCGCCUGAAACAUUACGUGUCGAUGGGAGGACCGGAUGUACUCUGUGUUAGCAGGAAUAAAGAAUCACAAGAGAUAUUAAAACGAAUUGAAAGAGAAGCUACCUUCACGUACCAUACACUGACACUUCAAGAAGAGGCGGCUGCCAAUGUUUUAUACAUAAACGGUACGCUCGUUACGAGAUCAGUAGAUGAAAUUCCACUUUCAACACAGAUUAUAUCACAGAAAAUUGAUACUCCACGACAAAUGCUAUAUAUGUCCGAACUGGGCAAAUUUUCCAAUGGUCUUACAGCCUGUUCCAUCCUGGUGAAACGUUCCAAGCACAUCAAAAGUCUUUGAGCACAGAAGCAUCUCCACAAGCCAAGGUUGUGUGUUUUUAGGUUUCUUGUUUGUUAAUAGGUAUUCUAUAAAAUCCUCAAGCUUCAGUUUUCCAGAUGCGGCAUUUGUGUUGCUAACAAAUCGGUUGAUGAUUUAUAAUUAGCUAACUCCAUGACCCAUUAUCGCUGAUUGUAAAUUUGAGUGAUAGGCUUCGCUAAAAUAUGUGUAGUAUGGUUGUACGUAUUUAUAUCUAAAUUAAUUUUCACUUUUUAAUUGUAAAGACCGCUUAAUGAACAUUGCUUACUACUGUACACGUAAAACAUUCUGAAUUAACGCAAAUUUGAUAUUUUGUGGCUAUUGAAUUCCAUCGCUUAUAUUCAUCGAUACUAGUCACCCACCCGGUCAUGUAUUCCAUGCUGUAUGUACGUGCACGUACAGUCGUAGAAUAUUUUGAAAAAAUAGUUUGUUUAUCUGUAUUUAUUUCAAAUUGAAACAUCCUCUCUUAACCUUCCUAUUCUCUCAAAUCUUAACUACUCUCUAUUCUAAAAAAAAUUUUUCGAAUGAUACUGAACAUUUUUCUUGUAAUAGAAAUAGGCGAAGUUUAAAGAAAAUAGUAAUAAAACUAACAAUAAA
Messenger RNA from Anopheles nili, 1425 nucleotides. RefSeq names its product N(G),N(G)-dimethylarginine dimethylaminohydrolase 1. Gene Ontology annotation, biological process: arginine metabolic process; positive regulation of nitric oxide biosynthetic process. Gene Ontology annotation, molecular function: dimethylargininase activity; amino acid binding. Bases 1 to 813 code for a protein of 270 amino acids. The transcript has 5 exons. The record is from RefSeq and is a predicted model, not a curated record. Lineage: Eukaryota; Metazoa; Arthropoda; Insecta; Diptera; Culicidae.